Molecule: messenger RNA, 6173 nt
Organism: Monomorium pharaonis (pharaoh ant)
Lineage: Eukaryota; Metazoa; Arthropoda; Insecta; Hymenoptera; Formicidae
Product: death-associated inhibitor of apoptosis 1
Exons: 2
Coding region: 3935-4897 (320 amino acids)
Biological process (GO): positive regulation of protein ubiquitination; negative regulation of apoptotic process; regulation of cell cycle
Cellular component (GO): cytoplasm; nucleus
Molecular function (GO): ubiquitin protein ligase activity; cysteine-type endopeptidase inhibitor activity involved in apoptotic process
Source: RefSeq, a predicted model, not a curated record
AUCGUAGAUUUUGUAUAUUAAGCAAAUAUUGCCAUCAAGUAACAGUUCUACGUACUAAAAAUAAAAAUAUUUUUGUUUUUAUUACGAACUCGACCGUUUUCGUCUAGAUUUUUGUGUGUAUUAUAUUUCUGUAAAAGAUUUUUGCAAUUCUAUAAAGCCAAUUAAAAAAUUAGUUUAUUUAAAAAAUGUCAAUAAAACAGAUGGUUUUAGGAUCCCCCCUUAAGAUCAUUAAUUAAUGUCUAAGAACCAUUCUAUAAUUGCGUAAGCAUGAUCGUAAACGGUUGUAAAGUAUCUGUAUGUAUCGGCCAUGUAAAAGAAAAAUUGUGACAUGCAUAAACAUAUGAACAAAUUCUUGUUUAUUACUUUCUAUGUUCUAGAACAUCAUGAAAAAUGAAGUUCAAUCUCUCACAUGUUUUACAAUUAAAAAUGCUAGUUUAAAACUGCGUCUUACGACACUUUAAAACUACGUUAAAAUCAGCUAUGCUUAUGCAAUUGUAGAAUGACCCUCAAAAUAUCAUCAAUUAGUUACAUGUUACAGAACCGUAUUAAGAGUUUAAGGUAUAUUACUUAAAAUUAUUUUGAAAAGAUUCGACUAUGAAUAUUUCCUUUGAAUAUAAUUGAUCACAAAGUGAUCGAAAUAAUAUACAGAUACCAUAUUAAUUUCUAGUCUUAGCAUGUAAGCUAGAAAGCAACUUGGCCAGAAAUCGUUCCAAAGAAAUGAAUAAAGAAUUAAAUAUCUUCAUAUUCGUAUAAUUUGGUUUCAUAUUAUCGAAUGCGAGAUGAAGAUUGACAUAAAUGUGAUAUACGGUGUCUAUGAAAGUGUAUAAUAAUUAGCUGUAUAUAGAACUGUGUUAUGUAGAAUACCGAGAAAGAUUUUAUUUAUACAAUUUUAUGAUCGCAUGUAGCCAAAUACAAAUUUGUCACGAAGUCAACAUCAUGUGUCGUAUACAUUUUUUUUAAUAUAAAAGAAUUUAUACACAUAUAUGCACAUACUUUUCCUUGAAUUCCUUUUUCAAAUGAUAGUAUUAAUCAUACAAUUUUAUCCAAUCGCUUUUCUUAAAUUGAUUACACUCAUGACACAUGUAUUCAGAUAAGUUUCGAAUGCCAUUAAUAGUUUCCAUUUCAAUACUAAGUGAUUUCUGUAAGCAUUAACAAAAUAACUUUUUCUAGUUUGAAAGAAAUAAACUCGAAACUUUAAGAAGAUUUUUUAAUAAAAAGUGAAUGGAAGUCGAGUAAUUUUUCAUUUAUAUAUAUCUUUUAAUGGAUGUAAUCAAUAGGUUUGUUCUGGUUGCCUACACUUUUACACUUCUACGAAAAGUAUAAGUUCUCAUUGGCUGGUUAAAAAUAUAAACCAAUAAGAACUUAUAUUUUUCGUAGAAGUGUAAAAGUGUAGGCAACCAGAACAAACCUAAUAGAAUUUCAGUUGGGAGAGAAAAGAAGAAAACAAAAUUUAAAUUUCUUUUAACCUCUGCUAGUCCUAAUUUUUUAAGUCUUCUUCUUUUUAACUUUUAUUAUUCCUCCUAAGAAAUAAAACUUGUAUUGGCCAUGCGUUUAACUUUUUGUCAUGAAAAUCAUUUUUAUAAUUAAUUUUUUUCUUCUUGUGUCACACAAAAUAUAAGGGAAGACAAGUGCCACUUCCUUUUCCUUAUGCACGUUUACAUUUUUUAACAAAGGACUUUGGCAUUUCCAUCUUCAGAUAAUAAAUAAUAAAAAUUUAAACAAUGAAAGCUUAAUAAUAAUUUAUUAUUCAAAUAUAUUAUUUAAAAAUAUUUUUUAUAAUAUUGAUAAAUGAUGUAAAAAAAAUAAAAAAUUGUUUAUAAUAAUGAUUGAAAUAUAGUAAUAAGUUUCUACAGUUUCACUCAUGUAAUGUCAUAUUUAAAAAGAAUUGUACAAUUUAUGAAUAUUUUACAUCUUACACAAAAAUAAUACGAUAAAAUUAAUUAAAAAAAUUAUCUAUUUGAGUCAACGUUAUUAUUUUGAGUUAUAAAAAUAUAUAUUAUACUACUAUCGCAUUCAAUCAAGAUAUAUAGUAAUUAAUAUAAGAUGUAAUCAUUAGCUAAGACAAGCAAGUUUUUGGAUUUAAUUAUUAUUCUCGGAAUAAAAUAAAAGAUUAUUAUUCUUAUAUUAUUUAUUCAUUUUUUAAUUCUAAAAUGUUUUUAAAACUUCGUUUUUUUAUUAAUAUAAUUUUUCAAUAUCUUAUAUUUAGUUUGCAAGAUUAAAUUAUUUAAAACUCCCAUAACUUUCUCAAUGUUAUUUUAGAAAGUUAUUAAAAAAAAAUAUGUGGUCAAAAAAUUGAAAAACUCAGGAAUGCUGAUAUAAUCUGAUUUUUUUAAAAAGUAAUUGUAAUUAUGUGCUUGAAUAAUUUUGUUUUAGAAAUUUCUAGAAUCACCUAGAUUGAAAAUUUGAAGUAAAUCCUAGCUCGCACUCUCUGGUUCAAUGGAUUGCUUGAUGUUUUUAAUUUUCUAAUAUUUAUAUUACCGGCAUAUUUUGGCACUUGCUAUAAGCCUAAAAAGUGGCUCAAUUCAGUCUUGCUGCAAGAAAUAUAAUAAUUAGUAGUGCAAUACAUUUGUUUCAGUCGAGUUAAAAUAUGUUUGAUGGUCCAUGGGAUUGAAAUUACAUUAGAAAUUACAUUAGAAAACAAAAACAGAUACAUUUUAGUUCAUUGUUUUAAACUUAAACGCAUAAGUUAUUAAUAUUAACUGAAUUAUGUUUAUAAUAAUUUUUUUUUUUUUUUUAAUAAGUAAAUACGUAAAUUGUACAUUAAAGGUAUGUUAAUGUUGCAUCCAUAAUUUCGACUAAUCGUUUUUUUUACAGAAGAAAUGAAAAACUAAAAAGUCAAUAUUUUGUUCUAAUUGAACAUCUUUUUAUUAGCUUGUACCACUCAUAUUUAAAUCUUGUGUAAUAGGCAUAAUUAAGAAACCAAUGCAUAAUCCAUUACAUCACGUUUGUCUCAGCAUAUUUAGAUCUGUUACUUAAAAAUUGCUAAAACUGGGGUGACUGAUUUAAUAUACUUUUUAAAAUAAAUUGUGGUAUAUUAUUUUCUUUUAUUCCUUGCAAAAAUAACCGUUACUUAAAAAAAAAUUAAAAACUGAAAACCUGCUUUUUUUAGUAUGAGGACAGACUUUUCUGUCUUUUCCCAUUGAUAGUGUGGCAAAUUAAGGACAUAAAAAUAAGUGUGAUGAGUUAGGAUUAAUAACCCUAUCUCUGAUUUCCUAGUGCCUCUCAGUAAAAGUCCUACGAACAGGUCAGCGGUCAAUGCCACAAUUUUCAUCUGCCCUUCAGUUUUCCCUCCCCACCCUCAGCAUUCUGAAACUGUGAUCGGCGGCGCCCGCGGCCCGCAGUCCGCGGCGGCUUUGUACCACUUUGUACUCCCGUGCGGCCGUACGGUUCACUCGAUAAAGGCAGUCCCUGACUGUUUUCAGACACGCCGGGAAUGCCGGAAUUGGGAAACCUACUCUCUCUCGCUCUCUCUCUUCUCCCUUCCCCGUCUUCCUAUCCUUUGUUCCGCUCUUCCGAAUGUGACCCGCCCUUUUUUCCCGGAUUAUACUUCCCGUGUCUCAAUCGUCGUUCGUUGUCUCGCAGUCAUGUGACCAAAGUCGACUCGAAUCAUAGGAAUCAUUGCCGGUCAAGUGAGCAAUAGUAGUACUGCAAGUUACCGCGCGUGUACCGGACAUCUUACUGGAACAACGGACAGCUUGGACUACUGGACUCACUCUCACUGCCAAGCGAUACACGUGGCCGGGACAUCCAGGGACAUCAGCAGUGACGUGCCGGUACACUUUCCGGAAGAAUUCUGCUAGUGUACACCGUGUGCGGUUUCCCGUGUGGGAGAUCAUAAUCGUCAUAACCAUCGCGGAAGUAGAGAAGCACGUACACGCACACGAACGAGCCUUAUCUGCGAUUCUUGCACAAGCAGACGUUACAUCGAAAGAAAAUGACGGGACAGGAUCAAACCGGGGACGAGAAUUUAAAGAAGGAAGCGGAUACUUUAACUGUGAUUACGAAGGCAACGUGUGAGGACAACGAUGAUGUGGAUUACACGGAUUAUCGCUUUGAAAUCGCGAGAUUGAAUUCUUUCGUCGACUGGCCAAAGCAUUCCGUUGAUCCCAAGAAACUCGCGGCCGCCGGUUUCUUCUACACCAAAAGAGGUGAUGUGGUAAAAUGCUUCGCAUGCUUGAUUGACAUGGCUGAAUGGGAGGAGGGCGAUGAUCCCAUGAAGGAUCAUCAGCGUUGGUCCGGGAACUGCCCUUUCGUCCGCGGUACCUCUUGCGGGAAUGUUCCGAUCGGCCUCGAGAAUUCUAGCUCGAUCCCCAAAAGACCCAAACGAAUGGAUACCUGCGGAGUUUACGGCGUCAAGUAUAUGCCAUGUUCUGGUCCGGACGAUGAUUUGCAGACGGAAAAAGCCAUAAAUUCUGUCUUAGUCCAUCCAGAGGUAAAUGACGAUAUCGAAAUCGCAGUCUUCUGGGAUUCCAACACAAAUGCCAACUUCAAAGCCAAGGUCGGCGACGUAUUAGGUUCGAAGGAGCCCACAUAUGCCUCUUACGAGCGGAGAUUACGUUCUUUCGCGACGUGGCCCGAUAAGAUGCAUCAAAGAAAGGAAGACUUAGCGGCCGCCGGUUUCUUCUACUUUAACGGCCUUUUUUCGCCUUCCGAUCAAACAAUGUGUUUCUAUUGUGGAGGAUGCCUAAAGGACUGGGAACCGAAGGACGAUCCUGUAGAGGAGCACAUUAAGUGGUUUCCUAAGUGUAAAUUUAUCCAAAAAGUAAUAGCAGAAAGGUUGAAGAAGAAGAAAGAGGACUUGUGUACAUUAUGCACAACGGAGCGGACGGAUCAUGAAACUUGUAUCACAAAUAAGACUGUUACGACUACUACUACUACUACUACUAGUGUUUGUUAAUAUUUGAAACAAUAUAGGUGAACAUUAAAAAAAAUUUUUUUUAAACAUCCAUAUUUUGUCAUUUAUAUUAUUGUUAGUUCCUUGAAUAUUGUGCUUUAAAUACUUACUCACAUAUAUCAUAAUAAACGAUCGAGUGUUCUUUUAAGUAAUUUAUUGCGAGAAAUAGAUUAAUAGUACAAUCGCAAAGAGUGUAUUUUGUCUUCAAAUUUGGUAUGUCUAUAUUGCAUCAAUCUACCGUAAAAAAGAUAUAUUUAAACGCGUUGAGGUAUCUGUAUGAGGACGAUUUGUAAUAAUCUAAUUUAAUAAACGACAUUUAAUGACAUGAUUCAUUAAUGAGUGGAUCAUAUUGAUAUAUAUGUAUAUUGAAAAAUAACAUUGAUACUUCUAUUGUAAUACGAACUUAAUUUUUAUAAUAAAAUUUGAAGCUAUCUAUAUAUUUAUUAAAACAAAUGAGUAAUAUAAUAAAUAUUUAUUUAAGUUUUAGCAUCAGAAGGAGCGCAUGCGAUAAAUUUUAUCAAUUGACUAUAUCGGUAUACUGACAGUAUUAUAGCGAAUAAAUAUAUAUAUUUAAUAUGAAUAUGUAGUUCCUCAUCAAUGUAUUAUAUUAAAAAUUAUUACACCAUUAUAAAAAAAUCAAUGUGGAUUAUAAGAUAUAAAUUAUACUGUGAGGAAAUACUUACAAUCUGAUAUUUUUUAAUUAAAUAUUUUGACUUUUUAUUCAAUAUCACUUUUAUUUGCUACGUAUGUCAACAGAUUAGAUAUUAAUAGAUUCGAUUUUAUUUAUGAUUACAUAGCUAAUUUACAAAUGCCAUGUCGUUUUUAAAACACGAUCAGCAAAAAUAAGUUGAAAUGAAAUAUUUGUGCUCCGUUGUGCAUAAAAAUAAAAGUUUCGAGAUAUAAAAAACCAAAUAAUAUAAAAUUCAGAUAAGAGUAAAGAUGGGGAUUUUUAUUUCUGAUAUUAAAAGUUUCAGUUAAUUUGCGAAAUGUACAUACGCGGAAUGUUUAACUAAAUUAGAUUAUUAAAUUGUCCUCGUGCCUUGAUUUUUAAUUUCUUCCUCAGAAAAUUAUCCAAAGCACGCAUUUAUUAGAAACCCAUAAGAAAUGGUAAUUUUAUUUUGUGUGUAGUAUGUACAUACAUGUAUAUAUAGAUGUGACAAUAAAUAUCUAUACACCUGUGGUUUCUUUUAACGUGAUUUUUACACAUAUAUUUUUUAUUGAAAAUCAACUGCCGACUAUUUUUGUAAGAAAAAUUAAAUAAAAUAUAAAUUGUUAAACA